AGGCUGACUCUGAUCCACACUCCGAGGCAGGAGGUGGCGUUAUGUCUCUUCCUACCACCUUGAAAAUGAAGGCGAUGAAGCCGUGCAGCGGGGAGAGGGACUGGAGAAGUGGGCAGUCCACAUUGGAAACUGUCUCUACUCUUUACGAUGUAGUCCGACCAGCCUGUUCCCUGACACCGAGCUGGGCGCAAGAGAAGCCGGAUAUUUGAAGCUCUCUGACGGAAUGGCGCACACCAACCGGGGUAUCUCGACUCCUGGGCUCUGUUGAAAACCGUGACCCGCGUCCGCUAACAACAACAACAGCUGGCUAACAAGCUAACAGCUGUCACAACCGGAAAGGCCGCUGCUGCCGCCGCACCGGGUGGAGAUUUAACUUUCUCUGCCCGUAACGUCUGGACUGAACCAGCAAGUCAUUUUAGCCACUGAUAAACUGCUAUUUAUUGUAUAUUGGUAAGAAUGGAUACAUCUUUGGGAAUAUGCGGCGAGGAGUGCUUGGCAACUGUGAGAGGUCAGGAGCUGAGAUCUGGCCAGAAGGAGCCCAGGCUACUGUCGCUAAUUGAGCGCAGUGGAGAGUUUAUAUUGGGUGUUUUGGCCACCCCUGAUGCUGUUGUGUCUCGUCCGGUUCCUCAGCUGUCUAUACCCAUUAAUGGUAAUUUUGAAAUUGUAAGAGAAGCUGAAGAAGCUCUUCUCAUUGACUUCUCAGCAGAUUCCUUUGUUAGGAUACGUAUUAAAGGCGAAAAAGCCCCAGAGCUGCUGUUGGAACUGCAGGAUGACGAUCGCACUCAGACUUUCUUUACCCAGGUGAAGAGUGCUCAGCAGCAAGUUCAAUCCAAACUCGCAAAACCCAAAGCGAUGGAGCCCAUUGCCCCAACGACCCCAAGAGGUCCAGUCCCCAUCCCACCGCAAAGAGCAAACAAGACUGCUAACCUUGUGGGUUCUGGAGUCAACCCAGCCAAAUCUGUCAGUGCACUGCCUCCCAACCUCAACAACAUCACUUCAACAAAUCAGACUAACACAGAUCCAGUUCAGUCACUUGCCUCAGACUUUGGCUUUGAAGACAACUUCAACCACGCUCUCAAAGUGGAGGAAAAGAAGAACCACCAGAAUCGCAUAGUUGCCUCCAGGGAGCCUCCUCCUGUUCCUCCUCUACCUCCUCGCAAAGCCUCCUACACUCCAUCCAAUCCUCUGCCUCCUGCACCAGUCCCUAAAGAAAGAGCUGUGUCCUUACAGGCCAAAGACAACUCCUUUAACACCAAACCAGAUUUUAGGUCAGGGUUUGACCGUGUGGACAGGCCACCAUCUUGGUGUGAGAGUCCCACCACCAACAGCAUGAGACAGGCCAUGUUCUCCAGCCAGGCAGGACAAAGAGAAUACCUCAUCAAACACCGCCUCGGGAAGAAGGAGAACGAAUAUGUGGACAUCCAGAACUUUAAGUUUUUCACGGGUACGUGGAACGUGAACGGCCAGUCUCCUGACAGCAGCCUUGAGCCGUGGCUGUGCUGUGACGCAGAACCACCUGAUAUUUAUGCUCUGGGUUUUCAGGAACUGGACCUCAGCACUGAAGCUUUCUUCUACAUGGACUCGUCCAAGGAGCAGCUGUGGGUGGAAGCUGUGGAGAGAAGUUUGCACCCAAAAGCCAAGUACAAGAGGGUUCGGAUCAUACGACUAGUUGGGAUGAUGCUUGUGGUCUUUGUCAAAAAGAAUCACAAGAAUCACAUUAAAGAAGUGGCUGCAGAGCAUGUGGGGACAGGAAUCAUGGGAAAAAUGGGGAACAAAGGAGGCGUGGCAGUGAGGUUUGUUUUCCACAACACUAGUUUCUGCAUCGUGAACUCACAUCUGGCAGCGCAUGUGGAAGACUUUGAGCGCCGCAACCAGGACUAUAAGGACAUAUGCGCUCGCAUGACCUUCCACUUACUGGAACAUCCUCCUCUCAGUAUCGUCAAGCACGAUGUAGUAAUCUGGCUUGGGGAUUUAAAUUAUCGUCUGUUCAUGUACGAUGCCUCUGAUGUCAAACAGCUCAUCGCUCAGAAUGAGCUAAAGAAGCUUCAGGAGGUUGAUCAGCUGAACAUUCAGAGGCAGACUAAGAGAGCCUUCACAGACUUCAUGGAGGGAGAUAUUAACUUCAUUCCCACGUACAAGUAUGAUCCCAAAACAGAUCGAUGGGACUCAAGCGGGAAGUGCCGUGUCCCAGCCUGGUGUGACAGGAUCCUUUGGAGGGGCAACAAUGUCAAGCAGCUCAAAUACCGAAGUCACAUGGAGCUGCAAACUAGUGACCACAAGCCUGUCAGCUCCCUCUUCAGUAUAGGGGUGAAGGUGGUAAAUGAGCAGCGACACAAAAAGGUGUUUGAGGAGAUUGUUCGAGCGAUGGACAGAAUGGAGAAUGAUUUCCUUCCAUCUGUGUCUCUGAGCAGGAGAGAGUUUACAUUUGAGAAUGUCAAAUUCCGGCAGCUUCAGAAGGAGCGCUUCUUAAUAACAAAUGACGGGCAGGUCCCCUGUCACUUUGCCUUCAUCCCCAAACUCAAUGACUCGCAAUACUGCAAGCCUUGGCUGCGUGCCGAGCCAAGUGAUGGAUUCUUGGAGCCCACCGAGACCCUGGAGAUCUAUCUGGAGGUGUAUGUCAGCAAAGAUUCGGUCACGCUGCUGAACUCUGGAGAGGACUCCAUAGAGGACAUUCUGGUGCUCCAUCUGGACCGUGGCAAGGACUACUUCAUUACCAUCUCUGGCAACUACAUGCCCAGCUGCUUUGGCACCUCGCUGGAGACUCUGUGCCGCAUGAAAAAGCCCAUCAGAGAGAUCCCCAUCACCAAACUCAUUGACCUGGGAGAGGACAGCUUCAUGGAAAAGGAAAAGUCAAAGGUGAACUUCCUGAUGGUGGAUGGCGCAAGUACUGAGGACAAACCUCUAAAGAUCCCCAAGGAGGUGUGGAUUCUGGUCAACCACCUCUUCACCAAGUCCUGUGAUCAGGAGGACCUGUUCCAGACACCAGGCCUACAAGAGGAGCUGCAGAGCAUCAUCGACUGUCUGGACACCAGCAUCCCAGACACCAUCCCUGGUUGUAACCACUCUGUAGCUGAGGCUCUGUUGAUCUUCUUGGAGGCCUUGCCGGAGCCAGUCGUCUGUUACGAGCUCUACCAACGGUGCCUAGACUGCUCUCAUGACAGCCGCCUCUGCAAACAGUUGAUCUCCCAGCUGCCCCGGGCUCAUCGCAACGUGUUUCGUUACUUAAUGGCCUUCCUGAAGGAACUUCUCAAGCACUCACACAACAACAACCUGACAGCCAACCUCAUAGCCACCCUCUUUGCCAGCCUCCUAAUCCGACCACCUCCCAACCUGGUGGGAAGGCAAACAUCACACGAGCGGCAGAAAGCCAUCGACUUUGUCAUGGGUUUCCUCAUGGCGGGAGACGAGGAGUAAAUGAGGUUGGGUGUGGAGCUGAUUGCCAUCCUGGCUUACCGUUGGCACAAACCCCCGGACCUGUAGGACACUGUGUAACUUGAUCCAUUUGGUUUUUUGUCAUCUUUUGGAGACCAGUGCAGCUGUUCUGCACCCCUACCUUUCACAAACUCUCACGUCAGAGGUACCCCAGACUUCCAUUAGAACUGUGACGAUUUUACCAGGUGUCAUAUCUUCGUUCUCAGUAUGACCUGCUCACUGGAUUUGGGAGCACUCUGGAGAGUUUUUGACUGAUGCCUAUGCACUUUCUGAUGACCUAAAGGACCUGUGCCUCCAGACUAGAGUUGUCCUCGUCCUCAGCUGACCUUUCUUAUUGUAGGUGCUCAUGCCAAAAUAACCCCAGAGUAGUGUGUGGUAUGAAUGUGAAAACACUAUGUAUCCAUAGAUGCUAAGGAAAACACUCGAUUACACUAAAGAAAAGCAAAUUCCUUAAAGUUUUAAGAAGUAGACUGAACACACAUGCAAGGCAGUUAAAUAGUUUGAAACGGGAUAAUUGUGGAAAUCUAUCUCUAAGAAUGUUUAAGCUUAAGAUAAAUCAUGACAAUCAUUAAUUUUGGAGCAUUUUAGUUGAGGGGGCAACAUUAAAAUAUCCGAGAGAUUUAUUUGUUACGAUAUCCGCUGUGUUUUAACUGUUAUUUAUAUUUUCUUUCUCCAAGUUUGCACCAUCUGUAGAGUUUCUGGUUCCUACUGCAGAAUAGUUCAUUUUAGUUUCAUUGGAAAUAGUCACAUCGUCAUCAUCGUUUUAUGUCAUCCUCUUAUAGAAACUUCUUUGGUGUGAGUGUGUGCUGUGUUUUCCUUUAACUUCAGCCGUGAGCCUUACAUCUCGUUUUGCCAGUUCCUCUUGAGUCACAAAACAAGUCUGUUAACACACUAACUUCCUGGUCAACCGGAAUCAACUGAGAGAGAGAGAUAAAGUCAUCCCUCUGUGGUUCUUGAUGUCUUAAAUGGUGUAAAUACUGCAGUGAUCUGUUUCCUGGUUAUUUGACUGUUGGUAUGGUGGUUGCGAGUCUGUGAUGGUGUCUACAGUCUGUCAUGUUUGUCAUGAAGGUGGUACUGUUAAUGUCUGUGUUUGUUUACAUGUCUCUUUCCCGCACUUCUGCUGCAUCUUAAAGCUCAUUAUUCGUUGUUUUACGCCUGUGUGAUGCCAAGACACAGCUGCUGUGUUCCUCAUGGCGAAUCCAGAUGAGUAAUACUCGUUUUAAGCGAUGCAGCAUUUUCUGGGCACAAUAUUUAAUGGCUCAUUACUCUGCAGGAUACAGCCUGUCUUUGAACACCUUUUCUCAUUUGUGCCACAGAGGACUUUUUUUUUUUUCUGUAGUCACUGUUGCAAAACAUGUCAUGAUUAUUGAAAUAAGGAACUUCUGUGCUGGGUAUAAUGAACAGUAUUUCCUCCCUUUCCCAAGAGAUGUCAGCAUUAUCUUUCCCAUUUGACAAAAAUAUUCACAUUUAUGACAUUAAUUUACUUUGCUGAAUUUCUCCUGCAGUGGUAGUGAUGCUAGAGAAAACCCAGAGGUUUUCUUCCCAGACGCUCCGCUUCAAAGUAUUUCAUCUUUGGAGACAAUGUGAGCACAUGAUGUAACGUGACAACGCUGACAAUCAUGGCACUUAAAAUUAAGGAUAUUAAGCUUGUUAGGCUGAAGUUGCUCUAUUCUUGCGUAGUUUCUUCUGCCUUAUUGCCAUCACAACACUAGAUUCUUCCGUUGGCCUUAAUUUAAACGAGCUUUGCCAAAAGGUGAGUUUGGCCCGAAGGAAAAGUUCCUGGUGAUUCAAAUUUAGGAAAACCAUUAUAUACGGUAGCCAUUUAGUUAUUCACUUUGUCUUGAGAAAUACUACCCUCAUCACAUCAAAUGGAAAAAUCAGUAUAAUCAAUAACCUCUGAUUUUAAGUGUUGUCUUAUGCCACUGUACCAACUGAUGUAUUUGUGUGGAUUCAUUGUGCUUUUUUGUUUUCAGUUUCUGUUCAUAAAAAUAAUUCAAGGUACGCAAGGAAACACUCGCACCUGUUUUCAACUUUUCCGAUUUUUUGGUACUUUUAAUUUAUUUAACAGAAAUAAAACUAUGUAUAAAGUA
Molecule: messenger RNA, 5522 nt
Organism: Lates calcarifer (barramundi perch)
Lineage: Eukaryota; Metazoa; Chordata; Actinopteri; Centropomidae
Gene: ocrl
Product: OCRL inositol polyphosphate-5-phosphatase
Exons: 24
Coding region: 457-3414 (985 amino acids)
Biological process (GO): signal transduction; phosphatidylinositol dephosphorylation
Cellular component (GO): cytoplasm; membrane
Molecular function (GO): inositol phosphate phosphatase activity; phosphatidylinositol-4,5-bisphosphate 5-phosphatase activity
Source: RefSeq, a predicted model, not a curated record